Oncorhynchus masou masou (cherry salmon) is the source of this 13271-nucleotide messenger RNA. RefSeq names its product ankyrin-2-like. The transcript has 51 exons. The record is from RefSeq and is a predicted model, not a curated record. Gene Ontology annotation, molecular function: protein binding. NCBI's taxonomy places the organism in Eukaryota, Metazoa, Chordata, Actinopteri, Salmoniformes, Salmonidae. Gene Ontology annotation, biological process: signal transduction. Bases 89 to 11911 code for a protein of 3940 amino acids.
UGGGACUCUGGGAGUCGUUGGGGGAAUUUUAAAGGAGGUUUGGGUUGAUUUUGUCUGGAAUCACUGUAGUAGAAGGUAGCAGGCAGCCAUGGCGCACGCCGCUGCCCACAUUAAGAAGUCCAGAGUGGAGCUGGUGGAGCAGCAGGGUCCUGACCUGAAGGCUCUGGAGAAAGCCCGUCAGAGGAGGAUACGUUCCCGGGAACGGGCCGAGCGCAAACGCAAGUCGGACAGCAACACCAGCUUCCUGCGAGCGGCGAGGGCGGGGAACAUCGACAAGGUUCUGGAGUACCUGAAGGGUGGAGUGAACAUCAGCACCUGCAAUCAGAAUGGGCUCAACGCUUUGCACCUGGCAGCUAAGGAGGGCCAUGUGGAGCUGGUCCAGGAGCUGCUGGAGAGAGGCUCUGCCGUGGACUCGUCCACCAAGAAAGGGAACACAGCCCUCCACAUUGCCUCUCUGGCCGGACAGGCAGACGUAGUGAAGAUGCUGGUGAAGCAGGGAGCAGAAAUUAACUCUCAGUCUCAGAAUGGCUUCACUCCUCUGUACAUGGCUGCUCAGGAGAACCAUAUAGAUGUGGUACGUUACCUUCUGGAGAACGGAGGUAACCAGAGCACCGCCACAGAGGAUGGAUUCACCCCCCUGGCCAUUGCUCUCCAGCAGGGCCACAACCAGGUGGUGUCCGUCCUGCUGGAGAACGACACCAAGGGCAAGGUGCGGCUGCCUGCCCUGCACAUCGCCGCCCGCAAGGACGACACCAAGUCUGCAGCGCUGCUCCUCCAGAACGACCACAACGCCGACGUCCAGUCCAAGAUGAUGGUCAAUAGGACUACGGAGAAUGGAAAGAGUGGAUUCACGCCACUGCAUAUCGCUGCCCACUAUGGAAACGUGAACGUGUCCACAUUACUACUGAACCGUGGGGCGGCUGUGGACUUCACAGCCAGGAAUGGGAUCACUCCCCUCCACGUGGCCUCCAAGCGUGGUAACACUAACAUGGUACGCCUCCUACUGGACAGGGGGUCUCAGAUCGACGCUAAGACUAGGGACGGCCUCACACCUCUACACUGUGCAGCCAGGAGUGGACAUGACCCAGCAGUGGAGCUACUGCUGGAGAGAGGAGCACCUUUGCUGGCCAGGACCAAGAACGGUCUGUCUCCUCUCCACAUGUCGUCUCAGGGUGACCACGUUGAGUGUGUCAAGCACCUGCUGCAGCACAAGGCGCCUGUUGAUGAUGUCACACUGGACUACCUGACUGCGCUGCAUGUCGCCGCCCACUGCGGUCACUACAGAGUCACCAAGCUGCUGCUGGACAAGAGGGCCAACCCCAACGCUAGAGCACUGAAUGGUUUCACCCCGCUGCACAUCGCCUGUAAGAAGAACCGAGUGAAGGUGAUGGAGCUGCUGGUCAAGUAUGGAGCAUCUAUCCAGGCCAUCACAGAGUCUGGCCUGACUCCCGUUCACGUAGCAGCCUUCAUGGGUCACCUCAACAUCGUCCUGCUGCUGCUACAGAACGGAGCCUCGCCUGACGUUAGCAACAUUCGUGGGGAGACUGCUCUACACAUGGCAUCCAGGGCAGGACAGGUGGAGGUGGUGCGCUGUCUGCUGAGGAACGGAGCCAUGGUGGAUGCUAGAGCCAGGGAGGACCAGACACCCCUCCACAUCGCGUCUCGUCUGGGGAAGACUGAAAUAGUCCAGUUGCUACUGCAGCAUAUGGCCCACCCUGACGCCUCCACUACUAACGGAUACACACCUCUCCACAUCUCAGCCAGGGAGGGACAGGUGGACGUGGCUUCAGUACUGCUGGAGGCGGGCGCCUCACACUCGCUGGCUACUAAGAAAGGAUUCACUCCCCUGCAUGUGGCAUCCAAGUACGGAAGCCUGGAUGUGGUCAAACUUCUCCUGAAAAAAACAGCUCCCCCUGAUUCUGCUGGGAAGAACGGCCUCACACCUCUCCAUGUCGCUGCACAUUAUGAUAACCAGAAGGUGGCGCUCCUGCUUUUGGACAAAGGGGCCUCCCCCCACACCACGGCCAAGAACGGCUACACCCCACUCCACAUUGCGGCGAAGAAGAACCAGAUGGACAUUGCGGUGGUGCUGCUGCAGUACGGGGCAGACACCAACAUCCUGACCAAGCAGGGGGUCACCCCUCUGCACCUGGCCUCACAGGAGGGGCACGCUGACAUGGCCGCCCUGCUCAUCGAGAAGGGGACUGAAGUCAACGUCUCCACCAAGAGUGGCCUCACCUCCCUCCAUCUUGCUGCCCAGGAGGACAAGGUGGUUGUCAGUGAGAUACUGGCUACACAUGGAGCCAACCUGGACCAGCAAACUAAGUUGGGUUACACUCCACUGAUUGUAGCGUGUCACUAUGGAAACGCCAAGAUGGUCAACUUCCUCUUACAGAACGGUGCUAGCGUCAACGCCAAAACCAAGAAUGGGUACACUCCCCUCCACCAAGCAGCACAGCAAGGAAACACACACAUCAUCAAUCUACUGCUGCAGAAUGGAGCUAAACCCAACAACAUCACUGUGAAUGGUAACACAGCUCUGGCCAUCGCCCGGCGACUGGGCUACAUCUCUGUGGUGGACACACUCAAGGUGGUCACCGAGGAGAUUAUUACCUCGACAACCACGGUGACAGAGAAACACAAGAUGAACGUUCCUGAGACCAUGACUGAAGUCCUGGAUGUCUCUGAUGAGGAGGGUGAUGACACUAUGACAGGGGACGGAGGGGAGUAUCUGAGGGCAGAGGAUCUGAGGGAGCUGGGGGAUGACUCCCUGCCUGGACAGUACCUGGAUGGGAUGAACUACCUGCGCUUUAGCCUGGAGGGGGGACGCUCUGACAGUUCGGACAGGUCCUACACUCCCAGUCACCACGGUUACUACUCUCCCAAACAGGACAGCCUGAUGGACGAGAUGUUAACCGGCCAAAACGUGUCGUCUCUUUCCAGGGAAAAUGAGAAGGACUCGUACCGUCUGAGCUGGGGCACAGAAAACCUGGACAAUGUGGCACUGUCUUCCAGCCCCGUCCACUCUGGACGUUCCUCUCCGUGCCAUGAUCAUGGCGACAGCAGCUUCCUGGUUAGCUUCAUGGUUGACGCCAGGGGCGGAGCCAUGCGGGGUUGCCGCCACAACGGCCUGCGCAUCAUCAUCCCACCGCGGAAGUGCAGUGCUCCCACGCGGGUGACCUGCCGGCUGGUAAAGAGGCACCGCCUGGCCACCAUGCCUCCCAUGGUGGAGGGAGAGGGCCUGGCCAGCAGGCUGAUCGAGGUGGGGCCUGUCGGAGCCCAGUUCCUCGGUAAACUACACCUUCCCACUGCCCCGCCCCCUCUUAACGAGGGCGAGAGCCUCGUUAGCCGCAUCCUGCAGCUCGGGCCACCCGGGACAAAAUUCCUCGGGCCUGUGCUGGUGGAGAUCCCUCACUUCGCUGCCCUGAGGGGGAAGGAGAGGGAGCUGGUGAUCUUACGCAGUGAGACAGGAGAGAGCUGGAAGGAGCACCACUGUGAACACACCGGGGAGGAACUUAACCAGAUCCUCAACGGCAUGGACGAGGAACUGGACCCUGCAGAGGAGCUGGAGAAGAAGCGUAUUUGCCGCAUCAUCACCAGGGACUUCCCCCAGUACUUUGCGGUGGUGUCCCGGGUCAAGCAGGACAGUAGCCUGAUCGGUCCAGAGGGGGGCGUCCUGAGCAGCACGGUGAUGCCUCAGGUCCAAGCUGUCUUCCCAGAGGGAGCCCUCACCAAGCGGAUCAGAGUGGGACUCCAGGCUCAGCCAAUGAAUGUGGACAUGGUGAGGAAGCUCCUGGGAAACAAGGCGACAUUCAGCCCCAUCGUGACCCUGGAGCCCCGGAGGAGGAAAUUCCAUAAACCCAUAACCAUGACCAUCCCCAUCCCCAAGAGUAACACUGACCCCGUGGUCAAUGGCUUCGGCGGGGACCAGCCCACCCUGCGCCUGCUCUGUAGUAUCACAGGUGGAACGACGCCAGCCCAAUGGGAGGACAUUACAGGAACCACUCCCCUAACGUUCAUCAACGACUGUGUCUCCUUCACGACCAACGUGUCGGCCAGGUUCUGGCUGAUAGACUGCCGGCAGGCGCAGGAGUCGGUCAGUUUCUCCACCUCAGUCUACAGGGAGACCAUCUGCGUUCCCUACAUGGCCAAGUUCGUUAUCUUCGCAAAGACCCAUGACCCCAUAGAGGCACGGCUCCGCUGCUUCUGCAUGACGGACGACAAGAUGGACAAAACCUUGGAACAGCAGGAGAACUUCACUGAGGUGGCCAGAAGCAGAGAUGUAGAGGUCCUAGAGGGCAAACCCAUUUAUGCAGACUGCUUCGGCAACCUGGUCCCUCUCACCAAGAGUGGCCAGCACCAUCUCUUCAGCUUCUUUGCUUUCAAAGAGAACAGGCUGGCACUCUUCAUCAAGAUCCGAGACAACACUCAGGAUCCGUGUGGGCGUCUGUCCUUUAUGAAAGAACCCCGGUCUUAUAGAAGUCUGGCCCACAAUGCUAUAUGCAACCUGAAUAUCACACUACCAUCCUACUCAAAGGAAUCUGAUUCAGACCAAGAGGCUGAGGAAGAGAUCAGCAGGACGCUCGAGAAAUAUGACGAAGACAUUACGUCGACGACAGUCCAGAGAAGAGAUCCCGACCUUCUCUCCGAUGUGUCUGAGCUGAAACAAGACCUGAUCAAAAUGACUGCUAUCCUAACCACGGAAUCCACUGACAAAUCCAGUUCUCUGGAAGGGAGCAGUCUGGAGAAAGGGGCUGAGGAGGUUCAGGGCGAGCCGUUUGAAAUCAUGGAGAAGGUCAAAGAGGAUUUGGAGAAAGUGGGCAAGAUACUCAGGAGUGGAACAUUGGAGGGUGAGGUAGCAGAGGGGGCAGCAAUAGCAGACGGAAUGUAUGAAGAGUGGAUCCUCCUCUCAGACUGUGAGAUAGAGGAGGCCAAAAAGAUGUCUUCCUUAGAACCCCAGGAACCUAUUCUACAUGAAGUCCGAGUAAACAGAGGGAUUCCCAGACCUAAAGCCAUCAAAGACGUGUCUGGCAUGAACACACACCUGACUGGUGAACUCAAAGAAUAUCUCCUGGAUGUACCUGAGGGCUCCAGUGCAGCAGCUCAGGAGGACGUGGUCCAGGAGAAAUUCACAGAGGUCGUCCUGCGCAAAGGCAUGAAAAGAACCACAACGACAAUAACAACAACAGCUACAAUCAAAACUCCUGCUGUUGAACUCAAAAAGCCAGUCAGGAGGAAAGGAAAAGACCAGGAACAGGCGGAGGAAUCUACCUAUGGGGAUGCUCUCCUAAGUGCACCCACAGACCGUAAACCAGUGUCACCUGUGUCCCCAGUAGUUGAGGAGACCCCCAUUGGGUCCAUAAAAGACAAAGUCAAAGCCCUUCAGCAGAAAGUGGAGGCAGAGCAGAAGGGUCAAAAGCCAACUAGCACCAAACCCUCAAAGGUUGCAGUGGAGAGCAAAAUCCCUCAAAGGACCGAAGAAACCACCCUUAAAUUGAAACAGAGCCCUGCAAAACAGGACACCGCUAAACAGGGCCACCCUAAGUCCCCCAAAACUGAGUCUGAGAAGCUGCAGGACACUAUGUCAGUAAGGGAGCUCAUGCGAUCCUUCCAAAAGGGGCAGGACCCCUCAAAGAGAAAGUCUGGACUUUUCGAGCUCAAAACCCACACCUCUACAGAGCAUGAAACAACAGAAUCAGAAUUACAGCCCAAACAGUCAAAAUCCACUAUCAAAGCCACCACAAUCCAUUACGAACGGGAAGUAUCACUGGACGCCAUUCCUGGCGAGCACCACAGAGCCAAAGAUGAGCAAAUUAGCCCACACAGAAAGCAUUCCAAAGACUUUGGUGCUGAAAUUAAAGCAGAGCUUGAGGACAAUCCAGAGUACCAACAGUUUAAGCAGACCUCUGUAGAGGGUAGUCCUGCUGCCCAGUCAGACCUAACUGAAACCGUAGAGUUCCUGAAUAUUUCCCUCUAUGAUAGCUCUGAUAGUUUGAAACAUGAGGGCGUGGCAGACUCCCCCAGUGCCAGCCUGGGUGAUGGUAGUCCUCCUCACCUUAGCUCAGAGGAUAGCCUGAAACACGAGGGCUUAGCCACCCCUGGAACAAGCCCUGACAGUCUCUCCCUCUCUCCAAAAAAUGCUGACCAGUCCACUAAAAACUCAACAGCUGCUACUAUAGCUGUCAAAGGUGACAAUAAAACCAAGGACAAGUCUGGAGACUCCGGUGUGGGGACCACUGAUGACCAGCCAUCAACGGAAAUGACCCUUCCUGUCUCUCCCAGUGAGGCUGCAGACGACCGCACCACGAGUGAGUCCAUAUAUUUUCAGACGGGCGAGUCUAAGCCAUCUAAAACGAGAAAGCUUACAAAGAGAGUUUCAGAGACUUUAGAGAGCUUCCUUAGGGAUGAGGAGAGCCCUGUUGACAAGCUAGCAUCAGCUGUAGCUAUGACCCUUGCUUCUAGUUACUCUACCCAGCAUCAAGGAAGCUUAGAAUUGAAUUUAAAAGACCCAGAUACCCUCAGUCCCGACGAAUCUUUGACCAUAAGCCACAGAGACUCUCUAGACGAGGAUAGUCCCCUCAUGGAAGACGACUCCUCCCAUAGGACCCCAGACUCCAUCGAGCCCAGCCCAACAAAGGAAUCCCCCUGUUGUGACUCCUUAGAAAGCAGCCCUGUAGAGCAGAAAAUGUUCCCUCCCGUUCUAGAUCAGCCCAGUGGGUCCUCUAGACACCCAGAACCCACCAAAGCCUCAGACUUCCCCCCAGACAUGUUGCGUAGUAGGCUACGCAGGGACCAGGAGGCUAGUGCCAAUGAUGAUGACAGUAUCGAGCAGACUUCGCCCCAGAUGGAAAGUUCUGGUAAGAGUCCCAUCUCCCCCGAAACCCCUAGUUCUGAAGAGGUAAGUUAUGAGGUAAACCCCAAAACCCCUGACCACAUGUACCUAUCUGUGGUGUCCAUACCAGCUUUCAUCCCCGAAUACUCAGAGGAAGAGGAUGAUGAGGCAGAAGCACAGAGGAAAUUCAUCCCAGAGGAUGAGAUGUUUAAAAUGUCAGCCCCCAAAAAAACAUUUGAGGAAGUGGACCAGGACACCAGAGCCAAAAAUAACUCUAGAAAAUAUACCAUUGCCUUGGCAGGUGAUGAAGCAGGGGAUGAUAGCUUCAAAACAGUUGAACUAGAGUCCGCAAAUGAGAGUGGGCUCAAUAGGGCCAAGGAGACCUCAGAGUUAGCUCUUUCUGUUGAAUCCCUUAUUAAAGUACAACCUCCCUCUCCUUUUCCAGCAGGUGUGCAUGAAGGAAUCCACCACACAGAAGCCAAGAGCACAGCUACAAUGGUAGCAGUGGAGGGACCUCAAUCUGUCUCAGAGCAGCAUGUCCCUCAAUCAGUUCAGUCACGCAAAGACAUGGAUGACACGGAAGACAGUUUAGCUAAAACAGUUACCAUGUCUUCUAGCUCUGAGGGGGCUGCAAACAUAACCGAUGAGCAGAAGGAGGAAAGUUUGAGGAAAUCAAGGGAAAGCCAGGAGGAUGAUGGGGGAGGGAAAGAAGCAGAUGGAGGCAGUCUGCAGACAGCUGCUGUAAAAGCUCCCUGUCAAAUAGAGAGUAAUAUAACUGACGAAGUGAAAGGAGAUCACAGGAGGCACUCAGGAGCUCCUGAGGUAGAAACGUCCUCCACUGCUGUCAUUGGACAAGUGAGGGAAACAUUCAAACCCGAGAUCUGUAUCUACGAUGACACAGAGGAAGACGAUGAGGAAGAGGAACCUCCCAGAACCGAGUCAAAGGGCGUAACCGCCAGAGCAGAGGCAGACCCUUGGAGUGCCAUGCGCGAAGACGAUGAUGCUUUUGCGGCCCGCGUCAAAGAGGAAGAGCAGAAGAUCUUGGGUCUGAUUGUAGACCGGCAGUCCCAGGGGGCAACCCCGGACACCACCCCAGGAAGGAGCCCCACGGAGGAAAGCACGCCAACCAGCGAGCCCAAUCCAUUCCUCUUCCAAGAGGGGAAGCUCUUUGAGAUGACUCGGAGCGGAGCUAUUGACAUGACCAAACGGAGCUAUGAGGACGAGGGCUUUGCCUUCUUCCAGAUAGGCGAGCAGCCCCUAGAGGAGGCGCUAGCUGAACAGGUCAAAGAUGAGCCAGGAGAUAGAGGAGUCCAAACAGAAAGUGAAAUUGGACUCAACCUGACUCUGCAAAUAAAAGUGGAGGAAGACGAGGAACAGGCGAAAGAUGCUUCAGAUCCCACACACCGUGCCUCGACAGAGGACGAUCAGAAAGGUAGUGAAGCUGCAGCAGCCUCCCCCUCAAAAUCAGAUGCUUCUAAAUCUAGAAUCCCUAGAAUGGGUCUUUCUGCCUCAGCUAAGACCACUAAGAAAGACAAAGACCCAGUAUCACCAGUGUCUCCUGAAACUGUAGAAGUGAAACCAGACAUAAUUGUAGAGGAGACCCCCCUAGAGGUAGAAACUAGUUCCCUCGAUCCAAUGAUAACAGAUGUUGAGACAGCAGUAACCACUGUCACUCGAUCAGUGUACCCAGAACAGGACCAAGAGUCCUCUGACUCCUCUCCAGAGGAGCAGCAUUCGGUCAUAGAACUCCCCCAAACCACAGAAAAGACCAAAACACCAACUUCUACUGAAAAAGUUCCAAAGAUCCCAACUAAAACCCCAGCCAAGGCUGGCCCCCAAAGUCAGAUUAGAACUGCUUCCUCCUUUACAUCCCCUGCAUCCCCCUCUUCAGCUAGUCCUAAAAAAGAGACUCCCGCUUUAGAGUCCAAAUCGAGAAUACCUGUCAAGGGCAAGGCUAUUCCUGUCAAGCCUGAGCCAUCAGUUAAACGUACUGAGUCAUCCCAGGACGCAAAGCUCAACGUCCCAGUAAAAAAGGACUUGAGGAGAAAGUCUGAGACAGAUACAGGUCCCUCUGCUGUACCCAAAACCAAGACGUCGUCUUCCAAAGCCAAGAGCUUCUGUGAGGCAGACAAGUCAUCAUCUAAAAAGGACAUGGGUCGUCCCAUGAGCGAUGACUACUCCACCAAGCCAAAGUCUGGCUUUGGUUUCCAAUCUAGGCUGCCAGUUAGAGGCAAGCUUGGUCAGACAUCUCACACUUCCACCCCCGCCAAAGACAAAAGCGAGCCGCGCAAGAAGUCUAUAGAGUUUGUCGAUACAAUUAGUGACGAAGUUACAAAGCUAGUUGAGAGAUUUCCUCAGGACGAGAAAAACAAAGAGCAGGAGGCUGCUGUCUCGAAUGAUGAGAGCAGCGGAAUAGACCCUUCUGUCAUAGAGAGUGAGACUUUUCCCGAAAUACAGUUCCCUGCUUCCGGAGAUGUCUAUCCCAUUAGACCCCUGUGGGAUGACCCUGUUGACACGCAGAUGCAACGGAUUCCCGACGAUACAAUCAGAAGUCAAGUAGAUUCCCAGGAUGAAGCCGAGAGGAAAGAGGAACGGUUGGAAAUAAUAGCCGACCACCUGGGCUUCAGUUGGACGGAGCUGGCUCGAGAACUGGAGUUCAGUGAGGAGAAAGUCAAUCUAAUAAGGCUUGAGAACCCCAAUUCACUACAGGACCAAAGCCACGCCCUGCUGAAGCUCUGGACUGACAGGGAGGGUAAAAAUGUCACAGAAAUAUCACUGAUCAAAAGACUAACCAAAAUCAACAGAAUGGACAUUGUCCACCUCAUCGAAACCAAGAUGGUCAAGUCCACCCAGGAGGACACAUCACACACCUAUGCAGAGAUUGAGAGGACCAUUGCACUGGAUCACAGUGAAGGUUUCUCUGCCCUCCAAGAGGACAUAGACAGUCCCCGGCCAGGCAGGCGUACAGACAGCACCCCCAGUGGGCCAGGGUCCAGGCAGGGGCUCCUCGUGGUGUCAGAGGAGGACCUCUCCUCCAGCAUUUUGUCACAUCACGAGACUUCAGGGCAGGUGGAGACAGACGAAUCAGUAACAGGCCUCCUGAGACACGUCCAGAAGGAGAAGCUGCAGAAAGAGAUGGAUUCGACACAUUCUGUGGGCGGUACAUCAGAUACUGGACCGGAGAAGGCUGAGUCACUACAUACGGGCACUUUCAAACAAGCUCCGUCUCAAACUGCCAAGGAAAUACUGUUGCAGACCGGUUAUGGAAAGAUGCCAAGUGAAUUAAAGUCUACCAUGAUAAUGGAAAGUACUUUACAUGAGCAAAAGGCAGUUCCAGCCUUCAGUCAAGAAACCAGUGUAUCAGUACUGGCAUCUACUAAACAGAUGAAGACAGCCACAGGCUAUGAACCUCUUAUAUCAACUCCAUUGCAGAUCAGUGAACAAGACCCCUUCACUACCCAUAGAGCAGUCACACCGAAACUAAAGAAACCUGACUCUGCCCGUCAGGAAUCCUCUGACUCGAGUGAAUUUACAUGCAUGGAAUUUGAGCAGAAUCAAUCGGGUGAGUUAUUUUCGCCGAUGUCAAGCCAAUUCCUGGUGCCUCCAGACUAUGAAGCUGCGUUUUCCGGACACCAGUCUCUGAGAGUCUCUGAGUGUAGCCAGGUGUCUCCCACUGAUAUGAGUCCAGUUUCGCCCGUCUUCAGUGACUCUCUGUCAGAUAAGAGUCAGGUCACGACGACCACCCUGAUAGGUCUUGAGUCCGCUUCCAAGUCUGUUACACCUGGAUCCGCAGAAGCCUUUGAAUUCUCCCCAGACUUUAAGCGAGUGCUCGGUGAAUUUGAGAAAUCACUCUCUGCAUUUGGACCAGAUAUCCAAUCAGAUUCCGCCCAAGAAGACUCAGACCUGGAGUUCUUUGACUGCAAAGAAGACUUGUCAGACUUCUUAGAGCCAGAGGAUCUGGAGCCAGAGGAACCUGAAGACCUCUACCACAUUGAAGAGCCUCCUUCCCCAACCCCCUUCGGCAGCACACCGGAGACAGGCUUCCUCAAAGGGAGCCCUAUAUACAGCGCACAGUUCCUACGGGUGGAUGACCAAAAGCGCUUCUCAUCGGGUAGUGAAAGUCUUGGGGAUUAUGGCAUUUAUGACAGACCAGAAAGUGAAAGUGAAACUCUACCCACAUGUGAAGAGCUUCCCUCCAGGUCGCGGGCAGUGUAUGACGACGAUGAGUACUCUCUGGAACGGGAGAUAAAUGAGGAGCUAGGGUUGCUGUCAUCGGAUAACUCAGAGGAAGAGGUGUUAACCUCCAGGGUGGUCCGACGCAGAGUUAUCAUCCAGGCGGAUGACCUGCCAGACAUCCCUCCCCAGACAGUUACAGAAGAACAGUACAUGGAUGAGCAAGGAAACAUGGUAGUCAAGAAGAUCACACGGAAGGUGAUCCGUAAGUACUUCUCUCCAGACGGUGUGGAGAGAGAGGAGGUGACGGUGCAGGGAUCUCAGCAGGAGAUGGUCAGCGUGGAGGAGGGAGACGGCUUCUCCAAGGUGAUGAAGAGGACAGUGGUCCGGAGUGAGGGAGAUCAGACUGAGUUGACCUUCUCGGAGCCCCUUGCCCUGGGGGCCAACACGGCCUCGGAGAUUGAGUCAGAGCAGGCGCAGGGUCGAAAGGUCAGCAAGGUGGUCAAGACGACGGUGGUGAGGGGCGAGAGGAUGGAGAAGCAGACAGGUGACCCCUCGCUGGCCGCAGACCUCCCCUCGGCCAAACAGGACUUUGAGAAGGCAUUGAGUUAUGCUGGAGGCUUUGGGAAAGUUCAACUUCCCCAUUUAGUAGAAAAAGAGGUUGUGAAGGAGGAUGGUUCUGUGGUCAAAAGAACCCAGAUGCGUAAGUCUCGUACCCAGAAGAGGACUGUGGCGAUGGAUGCCCAGGGUAAGCAUGUGCACCUGGAGCGGCUGGACGACACCCCAGAGACCCUGCAACCCGAUGCCCUUCAGCAACACCUGCACUUGCUGCUCCAACGCUAUUGCGCCAAGGAGGAGGAGGGAGGAGAGAAGGAGAAAGUGGAGGAGAGGAGAAAGAAGAAGUGAUGGGCUUUUUUGAUUUGCUGGCUGAGUUGUGUGUCUUCCCUUUUGGCCUCGCCCCCAAUGCUACAUAAACCUCCUAUCCACAAAAAACCCAUGAAGUCUUGUAAGCUAUUAUCUACCACAACUCUGACCCCUCGAUGACCCCUAAUGACCCUUAACCUUUACCAGCCAGACUUCCCCUGCUAAAGACACUGGAUUACGUUUUGGUUUCAAUUUUUGUUUUUACCUUUUAGUGGCAAAUAAUAACAGUUUAUUAUUUUAUUUUUUUGCUUUUGACUUGUUUCCAGUUUUUUUUGUUGCUCAUUUUGUGACCAAAGAUGGCACCCCCUUUCUCGUCGGGUGACUUAGAAUAUUUUUUUGUUGUCGUUAUCCUUUUGUUUGGUUCUUGUAGUUUUUGGCUGCUGUGGUACAAUAGAAAAGAACAACACAAAAAAAUGCAACGAAUGAAAACAGCUACAGGAAAUGUAUGAAGAGGGUGCACCUGGCACGUUUGCCUCAUGCAGAGGCCUCUUUCUGAAGGAACGAUUGUAAACAUUUGUAAAUAGAGAAGACUGGUAGAAAACAAAACAAACAGCAAUUCAAAAGCAUUUGUUACAUUUGUCCCACGGUACCUGCUGUACACGUAUGUGUACCAAUCUGUUCUGUGGUCAAGGGUGAAGGGUCUUGACCCUUUUCAUCCGACUAUCAAGAGAUUGUUACAUAGGAGUCCGUUGUCAUAAACAGUUUUGGAGAGAUACUGCUUUAAAGGAGUGAAUGCCAUAGUCUUUCAUCAAGGACUUUUGAAUCAGAUGAGCGCAAAUACGCUGUGAUCUGAACCCCCAUUUUACUGAAGCAAAUCAUCCCCAUAUAACCCUCCACUACAGUUCAGUUCACUACUUUAAAAAGUUGGCUCAAGAUGGUUACGUGUGUAAUGAUGUGGUGUCGUUUGUUUUACAUGAGCUUUGUGAACACACAUUCAGCCCCAGGUACUGCCCCAGGUACUGCCCCAGGUACUGCCCCAGGUACAGCCCCAGGUACAGCCCCAGGUACGGCCCCAGGUACUGCCCCAGGUACAGCCCCAGGUACAGCCCCAGGUACUGCCCCAGGUACUGCCCCAGGUACAGCCCCAGGUACUGCCCCAGGUACGGCCCCAGGUACUGUCCCCAUCUCCCUGUUUUUCUCUGUCUGUUUCUGUCUUAUGGGUGUUGUGUAGUCAAACUUCCUUCUGAGCAGUGCAUCAGACUGCUGCCACCUAUGUGUGUGUGUGUGUGUGUGUGUGUGCGUGUGCGCGCACGUAUGUACGUGAGUGUGUUUGUGUGUUAGUUCAUAGAAUCCUCACUGAUAUUGCGAUCUGCCAUUUUCAAAAUAAAUUAUCCAGAAUGUU